AUGCUACAGUAUAGAGGGUUGGUUGUUCAAGGUAUUAGUUUAUUAUUUGGUUGGCUAGUGAAAGUACAACCAGAAAUACAGCAGCACCCCAAACCAAUGGCCGCUACUACUACAGAACACAUGACUACGAUUCCAUCGCCCACUGACGUGGGUGCAUUGGCAAACCGGAUUAAUUUCCACACACGUGACAUGCAUAACAAGAUCAACGCAUACAUGAGCAUCAAGAUGGCGUUUGCGAUGCGCCACGGGUUCAUCUAUCGCCAGGGGAUACUGGCAUACUACUUUGUGUUCCAUGCGAUCGAGCAGGAGAUUGACAGGCUGCUUGAAAGGGCCGAGACGGCGCAGGAGGAGCGUGUGAAGGGCAUUUUGCAGCAGUUUUGGUGCGAAGAGUUCCGUCGUUCGGACAAGUUGGUGCUAGAUCUACAGGUGUUGUACCACGACGAGUACCCCUCGGGGAACGAGUUGCAGGAGUUUUUGGACACGUUUGAGAUUCCGCCUCAGUUGCAGGCGUUUGUGGACGAGAUCCAUGCGAACGUUGCUGCGGAGCCAUACACGAUUUUGGCGUACUGCCAUGUGUUGUACUUGGCGUUGUUUGCGGGCGGACGUGUGAUGAAGUCGAAUUUGUACCGUCACAUCGGGUUGUUCCCCAAGUUUGGACACUUGAGCUCGAAGGAGCUUGUGAGGCGGGCGACGAAUUUCUUUACGUUUAGCGAUGAGGGUGUGGACGACGAGAACAGGCUUCGCUGGCAGUACAAGCGUGGGUACGAGUUGGCGACGAGGCAGACGCUCAGCGAGGCUGAGAAGCUGCGUGUGAUCGAGGUUGCGACCGAUAUUUUCGAGUGGAACAUGAAGGUUGUGGCUGAGAUUGGCGAGAUCAACCGUGCGCAGUUGAUGGGCAAGUUCAGUUACAAGUUGUUGUCGUUUAUUUCCGAGGAGUGGAAGUACUCUGAGAAAUUGACGCCCGAGAUCAAGAAAAUCGUCGUUUUGGCGGUGGUCCUUUUCAACAUGGUGCUGCUAUACGCGAUCCUGCGUCGUUACCUCCUCUAA
Messenger RNA from Kluyveromyces marxianus DMKU3-1042, 1047 nucleotides. RefSeq names its product Hmx1p (gene HMX1). The coding region runs from base 1 to 1047 and encodes 348 amino acids. Gene Ontology annotation, molecular function: heme oxygenase (decyclizing) activity. The transcript has a single exon. Gene Ontology annotation, biological process: heme oxidation. The record is from RefSeq and is a predicted model, not a curated record. Lineage: Eukaryota; Fungi; Ascomycota; Saccharomycetes; Saccharomycetales; Saccharomycetaceae.